Molecule: messenger RNA, 1776 nt
Organism: Cajanus cajan (pigeon pea)
Lineage: Eukaryota; Viridiplantae; Streptophyta; Magnoliopsida; Fabales; Fabaceae
Biological process (GO): CAAX-box protein processing
Cellular component (GO): membrane
Molecular function (GO): metalloendopeptidase activity
Source: RefSeq, a predicted model, not a curated record
GGAUUUAAUAUUUGUGAUCACUUUAACAUUCUCAUUGGCUAUUCCUAUUGUUGCAAUCAAAUCUGGUGUCCAAGUUUUUUCCAAAACCCUUCGUGCCCUUGGUCAGAAUUCAACACCACAGCGACAACAAACGCUUUAAAAAUUCUAACCAAGGAACAACCUUAAUCUUGUUCACCUUCAUUCUCUCUCUCUCUCUCUCUGGAUGGAACAAACUUGAAGUGGGAAGAGAAGCUUCAAAUCACAUUCCCAUAACCGAACCCUAAAUAUUUAUCCCUUUCCGUUCAUGUAGGGAACUACAGUAAUAAUUUGCAGGGUGGUGAUUAGGUUUUUAGCCCUUGCACUUUAUAAAUGUUGAGUACCUCUUCUUCCUCUGUCUUUACCCGCUCCUUUUUUCCGAUUAAGGGUUUUCCCCGACCUGGCUCACCUCUUCCUUUUCCUCGGAUCUUGGAAUCUCAUGCCAGGUCUCCCAAGAAACGAUUGAGUAUUCUUUGCUUUAGGCCCGACCAUCUUUCUCCAGAAACACCCCAACCUGAAGUUGUAGAGCACUAUCUUCAUGAGGAGUUGGUGCAAUCAGAAUUCAAUGAUUCCAUUGUCACCAAAAGAGACUGGAAAUCGGCCGUUCAGAAGGCUGCAAAUGAAGUAGUCAAGGUAAUUGGUGAUCGGUGGGUUGUGCCAUGGACUGCAAUGACUAUAUUACAAGUUAUGCUUCUAUGGACGACUGCAUUUUGGUUUAUAGGAUCUUGGAUGAUUCCUUUUGCAGCUCAUAUAACUGGCUUUAGCAAGGAGUCUUUGACAUUUAGAGGACAGGCAUUAUACAGCCUUGUUACUGAUGUGACUGAAGGACUUGCUGGAAUUGCAAUUCUUCUUCGCUGUCUUUCUCGAUUUCGCCCCCUUCCACCUGACUGGUUCAAGUUUAGCCUGAAAGGGAAUUGGCAAUUGGAUGUCAUAACAGGAUGUCUCAUGUUUCCGCUUGUCAAUCGACUCUCACAGUUUAACCUGGACCUACUACCCCUUUUGCCCUCAACACCAGUCACCCUUUCAAGUGUUGAACAAUCAAUAAGGGCAAGGGAUCCUGUGGCAAUGCUAUUGUAUGCAACAGUAGUGUCAAUCUGUGCUCCUGUGUGGGAGGAGAUAGUGUUUCGUGGUUUUCUACUCCCAUCCCUUACCAAAUACAUGCCAGUGUGGUGUGCAAUACUGGUAAGUUCAAUUGCCUUUGCGCUUGCACAUUUUAAUAUACAGAGGAUGCUGCCCCUUAUAUUUCUUGGGAUGGUGAUGGGUCUGAUAUAUACAAGGUCAAGGAAUUUACUUCCAUCAAUGUUGUUGCAUAGUCUUUGGAAUGGCUUCGUCUUCUUAGAUUUGAUGAAAUAGCUUUUCUUCAAAAUUGUGGUUCUCUAGAGUCCAUUGUGUAGGUAGAAUUGCAGGAACUAGCAUCUUUGGAUCAGCAUCUUCAGAAGUAAAUGCAUACUAGAACAGAACAGUACCCCGUUCGUGAACAAGUGCUUUUGCAAGGAGUAACAUGAGCUGAUGCCCUCUUACAAUUGUACAUUACAAGAAAACAGUGCCCCACAUUUGUCCAUAUCUGCGAUAAAUACGUAGUAUAAACUGACAGUUAUUAUAAUUGAAACAUUCUAUUUUGAGUAACCCUUAUGUGAACAUUCAUUUUGGGUAACAUGAUGUUGAAGGACGGUUGUACUAUAUAUUCUUAAUGAGCUCUUCCCUUAGAACUAAUCUAAUAAUAAAUUCAAGGUCAUGGAAGGGGUUUUCCAGAACACUGCA